Messenger RNA from Sinocyclocheilus rhinocerous, 2577 nucleotides. RefSeq names its product GMP synthase [glutamine-hydrolyzing]. Gene Ontology annotation, cellular component: cytosol. The record is from RefSeq and is a predicted model, not a curated record. The transcript has 16 exons. Gene Ontology annotation, molecular function: GMP synthase (glutamine-hydrolyzing) activity; ATP binding; GMP synthase activity. NCBI's taxonomy places the organism in Eukaryota, Metazoa, Chordata, Actinopteri, Cypriniformes, Cyprinidae. The coding region runs from base 186 to 2264 and encodes 692 amino acids. Gene Ontology annotation, biological process: GMP biosynthetic process.
CCUCCCUAUCAGCAAUCGCAUACCACGAGCAGGCAGAGGUGCGGAGCUGCUGCUGUAGUAGUAAGCGGCCAGCAGGCGAGUGGGUGACACCGUCAACGAUCACACGGAAGAGAGAGGAGCCGCUGAGAACACGCUUACCACACAAACACGGCAAGACAGGACUGUCCGCUCCACAUCACACAUUCAUGGCGCUGUGCAACGGGGAGAGCAAGCUGGAUAUCAUCGGAGAGCCUAAAGAUGGUUUAUGUUCCUACGAGGGUGCCGUGGUGAUCCUAGACGCAGGAGCACAGUAUGGGAAAGUGAUUGACAGGCGGGUACGAGAGCUGUUUGUCCAGUCUGAGAUUCUGCCUUUGGAGACGCCAGCCUUCGCCAUCAGAGAGCAGGGUUUCAGGGCCAUUAUUAUAUCCGGAGGGCCAAACUCUGUCUAUGCUGAAGAUGCACCCUGGUUUGAUCCAGCCAUAUUCACCAUCGGAAAACCAGUUCUUGGUAUCUGCUAUGGAAUGCAGAUGAUGAAUAAAGUUUUUGGAGGCACAGUACACAGGAAGAGUGUGAGGGAGGACGGUGUUUUCAGCAUUGCGUUGGACAAUUCCUGCUCGCUCUUCAGGGGGCUGCAAAAGGAGGAGCAUGUUCUGCUGACACAUGGAGACAGUGUUGACAAAGUAGCAGAUGGUUUCAAAGUUGUUGCACAGUCAGGAAACAUUGUCGCCGCCAUUGCUAAUGAGCAGAAGAAACUUUACGGCACUCAGUUUCAUCCAGAGGUCGAUCUGACUGAGAGGGGGAUGGACAUGCUACGCAACUUCCUGUUUGAGAUUGCUGGCUGUAGCAGCAACUUUACAGUACAGAACCGUCAGCUGAACUGCAUCAGUGAGAUCAGAGAGAAGGUGGACAAAUCCAAAGUUCUGGUGUUAUUGAGUGGUGGUGUAGAUUCCACUGUGUGCACAGCCCUGCUGAAUAAAGCCCUAAAUCAGGAGCAAGUGAUUGCUGUUCACAUCGACAACGGCUUCAUGAGAAAGAGAGAGAGUCAGAGUGUUGAGGAAGCAUUGACUAAACUCGGCAUCAAACUCAAAGUGGUAAACGCAGCGCACACCUUUUACAACGGCACAACGACCCUUCCAAUAUCAGAAGAGGAUCGCACACCCAGGAAACGCAUCAGCAAAACGCUUAACAUGACCACCAAUCCUGAAGAGAAACGGAAAAUCAUUGGGGAUACGUUUGUAAAAGUUGCAAAUGAAGUGAUCGGAGAGAUGAAUCUGAAGCCAGAGGAUGUGUUCUUGGCGCAAGGCACGCUCAGGCCAGACCUUAUUGAGAGUGCGUCUCACCUGGCUAGCGGGAAGGCAGAAGUUAUCAAAACACACCACAACGACACAGAACUUAUCCGCAAACUCAGAGACGAGGGUAAAGUAAUCGAACCACUGAAGGAUUUCCAUAAGGACGAAGUGAGAGCACUAGGUCGAGAGCUGGGGCUCCCUGAAGAGAUCGUCUCCCGACAUCCCUUCCCUGGUCCAGGCCUUGCCAUCAGAGUGAUCUGCGCUGAUGAGCCUUACAUCUGUAAAGACUUCGCCGAGACCAACAACGUCCUGAAAAUCAUCACAGACUUCUCUGCCAGUGUCAAAAAGCCACACACCCUUCUUCAGAGAGUGAAGUCAUGCAUAUCAGAUGAGGAGGAAGAGAAACUCAUGCAGAUCACCAGCCUUCAUUCACUGAAUGCUUUUCUGCUGCCAAUUAAAACUGUCGGUGUCCAGGGUGACUCCCGGUCAUACAGUUAUGUUUGUGGGGUGAGCAGUAAAGAGGCCCCACACUGGGAUUCACUGAUGUUCCUGGCCAGACUCAUCCCUCGGAUCUGUCACUCCAUCAACAGAGUUGUUUACGUUUUCGGAUCACACGUAAAGGAGCCGCCCACUGACAUCACGCCCACCUUCCUGACCACUGGUGUACUCAGCACGCUAAGACAGGCAGACUUUGUAGCACACUCCAUUUUAAGAGAGUCCGGCUACUCAAAUAAGAUCAGCCAGAUGCCAGUCAUCCUCACCCCACUGCACUUUGAUCGUGACCCACUGCAGAAGCAGCCGUCCUGCAGACGGUCCGUCGUCAUCAGAACCUUCAUCACCAGUGACUUCAUGACCGGCAUCGCCGCUACUCCAGACAACCAAAUCCCUGAAGAGGUGGUUCUCAAGAUGGUCAACGAGAUCAAGAAAAUCCCAGGCAUCUCCAGAGUGAUGUAUGACCUGACGUCCAAGCCACCGGGAACCACCGAGUGGGAGUAGAACAGUGGACUAUUGUACCUUCUGAUUUAUCCUUGUCGACUCCUCUUCUACCUCCCCUUUUCCCAGUACUGCUACAUUCCCCCCCAAAUCCUUUUUCUCCACUCCCACCACCCCCUUUAGUCACGCCGCCCUGUCAUUGUCCCACUGAGACCGGAACAUUCCCUACAAUGGCAGGUUGUACUGUGAUUGGCGUUAAACUGACAACGCCACUUCAGUUCCGCCUCAUUAUCUGGGGUCGGUUGUAAUAUUGGUAUUAUAAUUGUUGUUGUCAUUAUCCUCAUCACUGAUGAUAAUAAUGAUGAUACAUUGAUUA